CUGGCUGAACGGCGGAUGAACGAACGACGGCUGGUCCUCGGCAGCCACUGUCCUGCUGGUUUCUCAAUUCUCUCUGCUGACUACCUUGUUCAGGACCCGCGUGCUCAGGUAUCCGCUCACGAGCCUGAACGAGCCGCUUUUUGCACCUUUCAGCCGUCGCUCGUCCGAACAGUCAGAGACAAGAUGGCGGCCGCGGCAACAAUGAUGCCUCAUUUAGGGCAACGAAUUUCCUCUAAACACGACUUGGUGCCGAAUUGGACAACUCAGGAAGUCAGCACCGGGACGACCAUCAUGGCGGUGGAGUACGACGGAGGAGUGGUGAUCGGUGCCGACUCCCGCACCACCACCGGAGCCUACAUUGCCAACAGAGUCACAGACAAACUGACUCCGAUCCACGACCGGAUCUUCUGCUGCAGGUCCGGGUCGGCCGCUGACACCCAGGCCGUCGCUGACGUUGUCACCUACCAGCUGGGCUUCCACAGCAUCGAGCUGGAUGAGCCUCCUCUAGUGGAGACGGCCGCCCACCUGUUCAGAGCGAGCUGCUACCGCUACAGAGAGGAACUGACGGCUGGGAUCCUGGUGGCCGGCUGGGACCGGAGGAAGGGAGGCCAGGUUUACUGUGUUCCCAUCGGUGGGAUGCUGGUGAGGCAGCCCGUGUCGGUGGGUGGCAGCGGCAGCACCUAUAUCUACGGCUUCAUGGACUCUAACUACAAACCUGGACUGGCCAAAGAUGAAUGUCUGGAGCUCACUGCUGCAGCUCUGUCCCUGGCGAUGGAACGAGACGGCUCCAGCGGGGGUGUGAUCCGACUGGCCAGCAUCUCCGAGGCAGGUGUGGAAAGACGGGUCAUCCUGGGAAACCAGCUGCCCAAGUUCUCCACCCACUGAGCUUCAGCCAUGUGUUUAUUUAGUUGUGUUUAAUAAAGUUUUGAUGCUGGUA
Messenger RNA from Betta splendens (Siamese fighting fish), 937 nucleotides. RefSeq names its product proteasome 20S subunit beta 6 (gene psmb6). Gene Ontology annotation, cellular component: proteasome core complex. Lineage: Eukaryota; Metazoa; Chordata; Actinopteri; Anabantiformes; Osphronemidae. The record is from RefSeq and is a predicted model, not a curated record. The coding region runs from base 16 to 885 and encodes 289 amino acids. The transcript is spliced from 9 exons. Gene Ontology annotation, molecular function: threonine-type endopeptidase activity.